AAGCAUUUAAAUUAUGUACUAUGGUCAAGCAGUACACAAAAGAGGUGUCCCGUAUACUCAAUAUUUUGUGCCACCACUGUAUAAAGGAAAUACGAAGUACGCAAGUGCGGAAAUCAGCUGUUCAAGGAUGUUUUUAUCAAAAACCAAGCAACGUGAAAUAAAUAUUUGUCACAUUCAGCAAUUUAAUAAAUAAAUGGAAUUGUAAAUCAAAAAUUAAAAUUAAAUAUUCAAUCGUAAUGGAGGCUAUCAAGCAUUUUACAAUGGAAACCUACACCAAUAUGCUCAAUCGGGAGCUCGCCAUCAACGAAUGGGCCCAGGAGCGAUUGAGUUCUGGAGCCUCGCUGUGGGCUUUUAUGAGCGUAUAUCUGGACCCCAGCAACAUCUUUAAUGUAUUCAUUCCGUUGUGCGGCAUCUUUAGCCAGGAGCUACUCAUGCAUCUCCUGACGGCGGUUAGUCUGGUCAGCACCCUCAACUCCUUUGAGAAAUGGAUUUAUCCCGAAAUCCGUCCCUUGUGGUGGCUACGUGAGCGGUUCGCCGAUAAGAAGGUGUCCGUCAAGCCACCGGUGGCCUUGGAGAGUCAUCAACUUAGCUGCGAGACAAGCGGCGGCCUGCCCUGCGCCCAUUCAAUGACAUUCACUGUGUUCGUUCUCAUCCUGGGCUCAUUCUCCUUCGUCCACUUCUGGAAUCGGUUCAGGUCCUGGCGCUCGCCCAUUUGGCGGUUUAUGAUGUAUCCGCUGAUAGUGGGCUCAGUCGUCUGCAUGUGGCUGAGCCGCCUCUACCUGGCCACAGAGUUCUUGCACCAAUGUGUCAUUGGGAGCUACAUUGGCCUAAGGCUCCUUAACACCUUCGAGGGUAACGCCUGCUACUUGUACUCGCGGCCACGUCUCGUUAUGUUGUGUGUGGUGCUCGCCUUAGGAGGACUGGCGGUGGGAGUGUACUUCAUCAAGUUGGAUAUGGAUCUGGACCCACAUUGGUCUGUGCGGCAGGCUUUCAAAUGGUGUCCAGAGCCCACGUAUAUGCGUCACGAGGCAAGCGUCAUUUUCUUGCUUACUCGAGAUUUGGGAAAUCUCAUGGGAUUGGCGUUGGCUUCACCCCUCUCAAAUCUACCAAACAAGAAUUCGUCCUUUUUGCGAAGGUGCAGUGUCCUUGGUGCUUUGGAGAUAAUUAAUUACGGACUGCGUUUGGCCACACCCAAGCAGCAUGGCCGAUUCGCUUUCUUGGCCUUUGAAUUCUCUAGGAACACAUUACAUUCGCUGGUGCUCUUAAAGUACUCAAUGCGGUUUUACUAGACUAAGUUAUUUUUAAUUUAUGUUGUAUAUAAAGUAGACUAGA
Drosophila serrata is the source of this 1332-nucleotide messenger RNA. RefSeq names its product Glucose-6-Phosphatase (gene G6P). Gene Ontology annotation, molecular function: glucose-6-phosphatase activity. The record is from RefSeq and is a predicted model, not a curated record. NCBI's taxonomy places the organism in Eukaryota, Metazoa, Arthropoda, Insecta, Diptera, Drosophilidae. Gene Ontology annotation, biological process: gluconeogenesis; glucose 6-phosphate metabolic process. Gene Ontology annotation, cellular component: membrane.